CUUAUCUCCUCCUAUCACGCGAGCCUCUGAAGCGGUCCAACCUCCAAAGCCCCUCAUGGACAGGCAUCAAGAUGUCCUCGCAGCUUGAAAUCUUUGCAAGGGCGCUCUCACGUCUUCUUGGGUGGAUCUACACGUUCUGCUGGUCCGCAUCCUUUUACCCUCAACCGAUCGACAACUUCCGCCGAAAGGCCACUACGGGGCUAGCCAUCGAUUUCCCUACGAUCAAUGUCCUCGGGUUUGUCUGCUACACCGUAUAUACCAGCGCGUUCCUUUACUCCCCCGUAAUCCGCAGCCAGUAUGCGGCUCGCCAUCCGCAGUCUGAGGAGCCCACUGUGCGGUUCAACGAUUUCGCAUUCGCUCUACAUGCCGUUGUCCUCAGCUUCCUAGUCUACACGCAGUUCUGGCCGAGCAUAUGGGGGUUCAAGGUGUCGCGCUUCCAGAGAGUGAGCUGGCCGAUCCUUGGACUUUUUUGGGGGUCGUUCGUUGCGGUUGCCGUGGUCAUCUUCAUUGUCUUAGCCAAAAGCCCUGACAAUGGCUAUGAACCCUUGAGUUGGGCUUGGAUCGACGUUAUUUAUGCUCUUUCAUACGUGAAACUAGUGAUUACGGUGGUAAAAUACGUUCCGCAGGCCUGGGUCAACUACAAGCGUAAAUCGACACGUGGCUGGAGCAUCGUCCAGAUCCUGCUGGAUCUGACUGGCGGCGUGCUCUCGCUUGUCCAGUUGAUCAUUGACUCGGCCUUUCAGGACGAUUGGAGUGGUGUGACGGGGAACCCUAUCAAAUUCCUCUUGUCAAACGUCACCAUCUUUUUCGACCUGAUCUUCGUCAUCCAGCAUUAUGUCUUGUAUCGGAAUGCUGAGGACAAAGACAAGACGAGCCCCGACGUGUACAGCCCGCUCCUGCGCGCCGAAACUAACGCUUGAUUCGCUGAGUGGAAAUGACUCGAGUGUCUGCUUUGGUACCUCUUUUUUUGGAAUGACCUGCAAUCUGUUGAAUAUCCUGUUAGACAAUGUUUUGAACGCUCAUACUCGAGCAAACUGGUUACAGAAAAUGUGCCUGGUGGAUAUAGACCACAACAUCGUGACAAAUAAUGAUACCUGAAUAUUCUCCUCAUC
Messenger RNA from Aspergillus calidoustus, 1112 nucleotides. The record is from the annotation of a GenBank genome assembly. NCBI's taxonomy places the organism in Eukaryota, Fungi, Ascomycota, Eurotiomycetes, Eurotiales, Aspergillaceae.